AUGGACACGUUCGACAUCCCAGAACCCCAAGUACUCGUGCACUAUCCCAAUGACGAGGGAGGCAUGUUCUGGCAUCACCGUAUUCUAGUGAAGAAGAUCACAGCGGGGGUAUGGAUUGCGAUCACCCCCGACUUAGAGCUUGUGCGUCACAAUCUUCUAGAGCAGCGCCACCUCGUCCUGGAACGCAAUUCGAUGUUCCCUGCGAAUCGUCGGGGCGAGGUGUAUGGCUUCGACCCGGCGCCUCGAGCUGAGAUUCUGGCUCUGAAGAGGCAAGCUGCAGUUCAGGCAGCAAUCUUGGGCGAUGGCGACCAUGACGUUGAGAUGGAGAACUACGUUUGGGUCGUCGCAGAGGUAGGUCACUCACGGUUUGCCCAACCCCUGGUCGAUGCAGAGUUGGACCAGGCUUCCUUGGGGCAGUCCAAGGGCGUGGCGUUGGUGAGUGGCUUCGAAGUGUUCAUAGAGAAGGUUCAGAGCAACCAGCUGCAAGAGUGGAUGACCUCACGUAGCUCGGAGGGUGGAGACCUACGCACUUUGGGUGACCAUCGGGACUCCGCAGUCAGCGAAUCCUCGGCGGUGGCCCACAUUCAUUACGUGCUGUGCGAGUCAGUUCGGCUGGCCAUUCAGACAGACCAGCUCGACGUGACCAACUUGUUGAGCUUCGAACUCAUCAUGCGCAGGAUCUGCCAGGAUGAGACCGCGGUGGCUCGUAACCCUCGCCAUCCUGACUACGGUGGGUUGGAGAUUUUGCUUCGCGCUCCGACCACCGAGCAGGGCCAGGCGAGCACGAACAAGUUCACGGAGUGGGUCACGGGCCGUCUCAAGGAACAGGCCGCGAUCUACAAGCAGACUCGGUUGUGGAACGAGGAGCAGCGGGCCAUGCAGAACUCUCGCGCCCCUGCAGACCUGUACUGUCAGGAGCCGAAGAACUUCGCGCCGUUCGAUCUGACAAAGCUCAAGGUCGCAAAGGGGCGCGCCCGACCUCGCUCUGUGGCUAACUUCUUGCCGCCUUUGCCCGCGGACAUGAUCCGCAACCCUGCACUGUACAUCGAGAAGGAUGAGGAGGAUAUGGAGUUCACGCCUGGGGCCCUUGCGGACCUCGACCUCUCCGUGGGUGGCGAGUCCGUCGACGGUGUCGGCAGUGUGAUAGGCUGGGGCCCCCGCGGGAACGAGGCCGAUGUCGAGGACUGCUUCUACAACUUCGCCAUCGAUGGCUUGGCGGAGUGGUUCGGUUUCGACGACCCGCUGCCCGCCGCCGAGAUCAGGGCUACGUGCGGCAUCAACGUCGGGGCGUUCUGGGACCCCGAGCUGAACGCGAUGGUCUCCGUGGAGGACGACAUGGUCUUGUACCCGUGCAUGCGCGCUAUGUGCAUGGGGUGGUCCUGGGCUCUGUACUUUGCGCAGGAGGCUGUAUCCGCUAUGACAGAGCGGGCGCUGCGUUCGUCGUCUCUACCGACGCCUGCCAUGGUGAAGGAGCACCAUCCCGCCCCUGACUUAAAUGAGUCUAAGGUCAUGGGGAGCGUCUACGUGGACAACAUCACCGUCUUCGGCAGGGACGCCUCUCUGGCUCGUGAGGCGAGCUCCGCCCUGCAGGCCGAAGCUGACCGUUCUGGUUUGCCUAUCACGUGGUCCUACCCCGAUGUGGUGACCCACCUCGAGACCGUGGGUGUUGAGAUCGACCUCAGGAAGGGAAAGCUUGGCAACAAGGCCUCCCGAGUGUGGCGUUUUGACUUGGCCACCCGCGCUCUCCUGCGUCGUGGCAAGAUGCGAGGAGAGCACAUGGAGGUCUGGCUGGGCCACGCUGUAUCACUGCUGAUGCUGGCCAGGCCCGGGUACGCCGCGCUUUCAGCCACGUACCGGUUCGCCGAGACCGCCUGGGGCGUUCGGACCCCUCUGCCGCGCGAGGUCAUGCGCGAGAUGAGGUUGGUCGCUGGGCUGGUCUGGCUCGCUGAGGUCGACCUGGCGGCGCCCCACGUGCCACGCGUCUACGCCAGCGACUCCGCCGACAACGGGUACGGCCUGAUGUACAAGAAGGCCACGGUCGAGGAGAUGCAGUCGGCCUUCCGCUGGAAGGAGAAGUGGAACUUCAGGCAGCACCUCCGAGGCCCCCGUGUUGGUCUGACUUCGGCCGCCGAUGUCGCUGAGAUGGGCGUCUACAGGGAGGCAGACGAGACGCAGCCGGAUCACGAGGUGGAGCCCCGCUGCCGCUCCGCCGAACCGAACGCGGGCUCCGCCCCUGCCACGGCCUUCGGCCAGUGGCUGCAGAGCAAGGCCGAGGAGGGCUCUGCCCUCGACGGACCUCGUCGGCCUCGCCCUCGCCGUCUGCGGCGGCGCCCUGCCGACCCUGACGAUCCCGACGCCGAGUGCCUCGGUCAGGUUGGCCCCCUGGCGCCGCCGCUGCCCGCCUCCUGGUUCGACUCGGAGGGCUUCGAGCUGGUGGCAGCGAGGCGCUGGCGCUGGCCUGGAGAGCACAUCAACGUGAAGGAGACCCGCGCUGCAGUGAUGGGGCUGCGGCAUGCCUGUUGCGUUCGCCAGAAUUGCGGACGCCGCUUAGUUUCUCUCGUGGACUCCAUGGUAUGUGUUGGCUGCCUGGACAAGAGGCGGUCCAGCCGCUCAGCAGCUCUGAACGCACAAUGCCGGCGAGCUGCGGCCUACGCAAUCGGUUGUAGAGUGCGUUGGAGGCUGCGGUAUGUCAACACGAAGUUUAACGUGGCCGACGGCCAGGGUUUCUUGGGGCUGUUCUCGGGCGAGGGUGGGCUCUCCAAGGCGUUCGAGGAGCUCGGCCUGUCUACUUACCCCUGCAUGGGCAUCAAAGAUGGGGCUCACUAUGACCUCCUGGGCCCGAAGGUCCAGAACAUCAUCCUAGAGGCGGCUCAGACCCGGCUGACGGCGGGGACCUGGAGGCCCGGCUUCGCGAUGCUGCGCGACGGCCGGCUUCGCGUGCCCGGGAGCGCCUCCGACCAGCUCGGUAGCGGCUUCAAGCGGAGCCUGACCUCGGGCUCGCUGGCGCCGUCGACUCAGCCGACCUCGAGAGCAGGUUUGACCACCUGCGGCCUUUCAUCAUCUUCGGUCAGGAUUCCAACCUCGAAGCAGCAAGGAAGCAGGCAGCCCGCUCGAGGAAAGGCCCGAAAGGUCGCUGGCCGCCGCUCCCGCGUCUCUAGUUUCGUGGAGGCGAUUAAGGGCCGCAGCCUGUGCUUCGGGCCGACGGCGCCCGUCCCUGUGGAUGGAGGUGUUGCCCGUUUCGGCUCGAUCACCUUGACGUCGCUGGAGCGAUAUGGGACUGCAGUUCGUGAGUUUUUCGACUGGGCGACGCGCUCAGAUGACCUCAGACAAGCUCCAGAGUCCGUUAUCGAUCAGAAAAUGUGCAAGUACUUUGAUGUUCUCAUGAGUCAUGCUCGACAUGCCGCUGAGGGACGGUACACCCUCUGGGGGUAUCUAACUUUCUUCCCACGGUCGGACAUCGCCAAGUCCGCCCGCCUCUCGAUGGCUCGUGAGGCGAUGAAGGGCUGGGUCCGCAGGUUCCCUGGCUCCUCACGACAUCCGUGGCCGCUCUCAGUCUUCUAUUUGUUCAUGAGUGUCUUCCUGAGGGACAAACACACCGAGGCUGCCGUCGCCCUGGCUAUCCAAGUAGACGCCUACCUGAGACCUUCUGAGAUAUGCGAACUGCGGUG
This is a messenger RNA of Prorocentrum cordatum, 3668 nucleotides long. NCBI's taxonomy places the organism in Eukaryota, Dinophyceae, Prorocentrales, Prorocentraceae. The record is from the annotation of a GenBank genome assembly.